AUGACUACAAAAAGUUAUUUCUUCAAUAUAAAUGAAUUAAAUAAUGAAGAACAAAAAAAAUUUGAUAGUGUUUAUAAUGAUUUAAAAUCACGUCAUCAAUCUUAUUUGGAAUUUAAACAUGGUUUACAAUUGAAAAAUAAAUUAGAUGAUGAUGAAGAAGAAAAUGAAUGGCGUUUUGAAUUGUAUCGAUUUCUUCGUGCUCGAAAAUGGAAUACAACACAUACAAUUAAAUCAAUUUUGGAAAUGAUUCAAUGGCGAAUUGAUAAUCGUGUAGAUUUAAUUUUAGAGGAUCAAUCUGCGAAAUAUCGAAUGGAACUUUAUCAAAAAAUGGCUCCGAGUACUUAUCAUGGACAUACCAAAGCUCAUCUACCAUUGUAUAUAGAGAAAACAGGUCAAAUCGAUGUUGACGAAAUGCUUAAUAAAUUUACAAACGACGAAUUCAUUCAAUGUCAUAUCUAUUGGCUUGAAUAUAAUUGUCAAUUAGCUCGAGAACAUGGUCGACAAUUCGGAGAACAUAUCGAAAGUAUUGCUUGUAUUUAUGAUUUGAAUGGCAUGAAAAUGGAUGUAAGAAAGUUACUCAAUCCUGGUAAACAAUGUCUCUAUAUUGAUGAUAAUUAUUAUCCAGAACGUCUAGGACAAUUAAUUGUUCUUAAUCCACCAACAAUAUUUCCUGCUCUUUGGAAUUUAGUUAAACAUUUUAUUGAUCCAGUAACGAAAAAAAAAAUUAUGAUUUUAAAAAAAGGAAAUGAAACAGCAACAACAUUAUUACAAUAUAUUGAUUCGGAUCAAUUACCAAGUGACUAUGGUGGUAGUUGCCAGUCAUGUGCAACUUCUCCAGAUUGUAUUCCUAUCCAUAAUCAAACUAAUAAAUAG
Messenger RNA from Adineta steineri, 873 nucleotides. NCBI's taxonomy places the organism in Eukaryota, Metazoa, Rotifera, Eurotatoria, Adinetida, Adinetidae. The record is from the annotation of a GenBank genome assembly.